Molecule: messenger RNA, 627 nt
Organism: Haliaeetus leucocephalus (bald eagle)
Lineage: Eukaryota; Metazoa; Chordata; Aves; Accipitriformes; Accipitridae
Gene: HDDC2
Product: HD domain containing 2
Exons: 6
Coding region: 1-597 (198 amino acids)
Cellular component (GO): cytoplasm
Molecular function (GO): 5'-deoxynucleotidase activity
Source: RefSeq, a predicted model, not a curated record
AUGGCGGCGGGGGCGAGCGGCGGCCGCGGCGGCCUGCUGCCCUUCCUGCGGCUGCUGGGGCAGCUGAAGAGAGUACCGCGGACGGGAUGGGUGUACAGGAACGUGGCGAAGCCAGAGAGCGUAUCCGAUCAUAUGUACAGGAUGGCGAUGAUGGCUUUGGUGACCGAAGACAAAAGCCUUAACAAGGACAGAUGCAUGCGAUUAGCUUUGGUUCAUGAUAUGGCUGAAUGCAUUGUUGGAGAUAUUGCUCCUGCAGAUAAUAUCUCAAAAGAGGAGAAACACAGGAGAGAAGAGGCAGCUAUGCAACAACUGACCCAGCUUCUGUCAGAGGACCUCAGAAAAGAAAUAUAUGAACUCUGGGAAGAAUAUGAAAACCAGUGUACUGCAGAAGCCAAGUUUGUAAAACAGUUGGAUCAGUGCGAGAUGAUACUGCAAGCAUUUGAGUACGAAGAGUUGGAAAACACACCUGGCAGACUGCAGGAUUUUUACGAUUCAACUGCUGGAAAGUUUGUUCACCCAGAAAUACUCCAGCUUGUGUCUUUGAUUAACACAGAAAGGAAUAAAAAAUUAGCUGCUACAUCUCAUCCACACUCCUGAGGUGUUCCUAAAUGCUGUAGCUAUAAUAAA